Messenger RNA from Doryrhamphus excisus (bluestripe pipefish), 8705 nucleotides. RefSeq names its product myelin transcription factor 1-like. The record is from RefSeq and is a predicted model, not a curated record. Gene Ontology annotation, cellular component: nucleus. Lineage: Eukaryota; Metazoa; Chordata; Actinopteri; Syngnathiformes; Syngnathidae. Gene Ontology annotation, molecular function: zinc ion binding; RNA polymerase II cis-regulatory region sequence-specific DNA binding; DNA-binding transcription factor activity, RNA polymerase II-specific. Gene Ontology annotation, biological process: regulation of transcription by RNA polymerase II.
CGCGGAGACGUUAGAAACUUUGUUGUUGUUGGAAACUUUGUUGUUUCCCUGUUUUUGGCUCACUUUCACACUGUUCAACGGCCUGCUGCGUUGUUUAUAUGUGCCUUCAAAAUUUACCAGGUGCUCUCGUCUUUGUUUAUUUAGUGAAAUCACUGCAACACCUGUCUUCACAUAGUCCAGUAGCCAACGAACUUUAACUGACAACAUCCAGGCAUAUGGUGAUGUAUGAAGGCAGCGGGUCACCAAUCACCUUUCUUCCACUCUUUUAUUGUGAUCAGGCCAUGAAGGAUUGCCAGUUUUUUGAGAAAGAAAAUGAGUUUCGGGGCGAGCUGGUGAACCAGCGGUGGACACGAGGCGAGAGGACCAGCAGCCGCUGUCAGGCCUCCCUGAGACUGCAGAGCCGUCGACCAAUCAUGAUGAGUGUAGAAAGUGAUGACAAGCGGACUCGCACUCGUUCGAAGGGAAUCAGAGUUCCCAUUGAGCUCAUUGGACACGAGCUGAGCUGCCCCACACCUGGAUGCAAUGGCUCCGGCCAUAUCAGUGGGAGAUACUCACGACACAGAAGCAUUCUGGGCUGCCCCAUAGCCAGAAAGCGCCGCCUAGAGGAGGCAGAGGCAGAACAGGAACAGGAACAGGAACAGGAAACAGAGCGUCCAGCAUCCAAGAGGAAGUCCCAUCCCUUGAAAUUAGCUCUCGACGAGGGCUUCAGUGCAGAAAGUGAUGCCAGUAGUGAGGCUGACGGAGAGGGUGACAGGGAUGGAGAGAACGGAGGCCAGACCAUGGAAAAUGAGGAUCUGGAUGCUGUUGCAGAGGAAGAGAGGAUGACCAUGGAAGACCUGAUAGAUGAAGGACAAAUGAAUAGAAAGGUAGAAGCGACACAGAGUCAACAUAAGACGGAAGAGGAGAGGGAAGAAGAAAGCAAUCAGAAGGACAUAUCUGCAUCCGAUGAAGAAGAAGAGUGUGUCAUCAUUGAGCCUCCAGUGACGCAGGAAUGUCAGUCCUCUUCUGAGAAUGCUGAAGAAGUUGCCAGCUCUCUACUCCAUCUCGGCGAAGUCCCUGCUACCAGCAACAACAAUGAUGCUCCAUCUGUGGCUGCCCCGCCACCUGUUGCUAUGGAGACUGAGAGGGAUGUCACGGUGGCUGCUGAACAGGGUGAAAAAGUAGAGGAGCAAAAUGGGGAUAUGGCAGAAACAGAGGAAGGAGUGGUUGGUCCUGACAUGGAAGAGGAAACUGAAGGAGUAGAGGAGGAUGACAGAGGAGAGCUUGACGAUCUCACCAAGGACGUCCACCAUGAUCCCAUACCAGAUGAAGAAGAAGAAGAGACAGCAGUGCCAGCACAGCAGAGGUCGAUCACUCCAAAAGAGGAGAAGGAUGAGGAGGUGAACCCCAAUGUGCCAACUGCUGUCCGCACCAUCACCAGCAUCACAGCAGCUCAGGGAACACACAUCAAGACUGAAGACCACAGGGUCAGUCCUCUGGAGGACUACAAUUCCAAUGAAGAUUAUAGCAUGACUAGGACCAGUCCACUUGAAAUAAAUGACUCUCAUAAACUAAGCGCACUUCAAAACUACAAGGCCAGCCCUCUUUUAAAAUACAUCUCCCACAUGGUCAGUCCUCUUGAGGACUACUCACCAAACAGCAGAGGUGACAACUUCCAAAUUCACAAAAUCUCGCCGUCUACGUCUCCUGAAAUUAUUGAGGUACAUUCCGACAAGUCAGAGGAGAAAGACUUUGAUGACGUCGACGGCGAUGAUGAGCGUGACGACGAGGACAGCCUCUCCCAACGCUCCACAAUCACAGACGAGUCUGAGAUGUUCGACAUGACACGAGGCAACCUGGGCCUUCUCGAGCAAGCCAUUGCCCUCAAAGCAGAGCAAGUGAAGCCGGCCGGGCCCAGGGAGCUGCUGGGUGUGCCCAAUAUCCAACACCAGAGAUACUUCACCAUGGAAGACCGCCCCAAGCACCUUGAUGUCAUCAGAAAGAGCUACUUUAAAGAGAGUAGUAGGCCAGAGAAGAGAGAGAUCAAGUGUCCCACCCCAGGGUGUGACGGGACAGGUCAUGUGACCGGCCUUUACCCCCACCACCGUAGCCUGUCAGGCUGUCCUCACAAGGACAGGAUCCCCCCUGAAAUUCUGGCCAUGCAUGAGAAUGUGCUGAAGUGUCCAACUCCUGGCUGCACCGGUCAGGGCCAUGUUAACAGCAACCGUAACACACACCGCAGUCUUUCGGGAUGUCCCAUUGCGGCGGCGGAGAAGCUGUCCAAGAACCAUGACAAGCAGCUCUCUCAACCUGGCAGCGACCUCCUCAAAGGCAGUCCCAAUGACAGAGUGCUGAGGCCCAUGUGCUUCGUGAAACAGCUGGAGGUGCCCCAGUAUGGCUACAAGCCUAACGUGGCACCAACAACACCCCGUGCCAAUCUGGCCAAGGAGCUGGAGAAGUAUUCCAAGGUGUCUUUUGAUUAUGCAAGCUUUGACGCUCAAGUGUUCGGGAAGCGCAUGCUUGCGCCGAAGAUGCCUUCCAGCGAAACCUCACCCAAAGCCUUCAAAACUAAGCCGUCAUUCCCCAGGUCAUCAUCGCCCACCCUCAGCCUCCAUGGUUACGGCAAGCCCUCCUCCAUGGCCUAUGACUACUCCCAUGAUGCCGAGGCCGCCCACAUGGCUGCUACCGCUAUCCUCAACCUGUCUACACGGUGCUGGGAGAAGCCCGAGAACCUUAGCACCAAACUGCAAACGAAGGAAAUGGAUAUAGAGGUAGAUGAGAAUGGUACUCUGGACCUGAGUAUGAAGAAGCCCAUCAAACGUGAAGGCAGCCUGUCUGGCACCAGCCCAGGGGUUCGGUCCCCAGACCCGUCUUCUUCCUCCUCUUCCUCUCUGCAUCACAGUGGAAGCAGCGGGAUGACAUCACCAAACUUACAGAACUACAAGCAGGAGGAGUGGGAGGGGCCUCUGGAUUUCACCAAACACAACCGCCAAAGGGAGGAGGAAAUGGAUGAGAUGGAUCACGCCGGACAGUCAUACGUGUCAUCUGACCCAGAGGACAGCGACAUGAUGCAGGACUGUAUGGAGGACAGGAAGUACCCUGGAGAAGUCACCACCCCAAGCUUCAAGGUCAAAUUCCAGCCCAAGGACACCAAGAAGGAGCUGCUAUCAUGCCCAACACCUGGCUGUGAUGGCAGUGGCCACAUCACCGGGAACUACGCAUCCCAUCGCAGUCUAUCUGGGUGUCCUCUUGCUGAUAAGAGUCUCCGGUCCCUCAUGGCGGCCCACACCCCUGAACUCAAAUGUCCCACCCCAGGAUGUGACGGCUCGGGUCAUAUCACAGGAAACUACGCUUCCCAUAGAAGUCUCUCUGGGUGCCCACGUGCCAAGAAAAGUGGAAUUAAAACUCCUACCAAGGACAACCAGGAGGACUCGGAGCUUUUAAAAUGUCCCGUGCCGGGCUGUGACAGCCUGGGCCACAUUAGCGGCAAGUACGCCACGCACCGUAGCGCCUACGGGUGCCCGUUGGCAGCCCGAAGGCAGAAAGAGGGUCUCCUUAAUGGAACACCCUUCAAUUGGAAAGCCUUCAAGACAGAGGGACCCACAUGUCCGACUCCAGGCUGUGACGGUUCCGGACACGCUAACGGCAGCUUCCUCACACAUCGAAGCCUCUCAGGAUGCCCCAGAGCUUUGUAUGCCAAGAAAAAGGCCAAGUUUCCCACAGAGGAUUAUCUCAGCGCCAAGUUCAGAGCCAGUGAUGUUCUUGACAGCGAUGAGGACAUCAAGCAGCUCAACAAAGAGAUUAAUGACCUCAAUGAGUCCAACAACGAAAUGGAAGCCGACAUGGUCAACCUGCAGACUCAGAUCACCUCAAUGGAGAAGAACCUGAAGAGCAUCGAACAUGAGAACAAGAUGAUCGAGGAGCAGAACGAGGCUCUGUUCAUGGAGCUGUCUGGUCUCAGUCGGGCCCUGAUCCGCAGCUUGGCCAACAUACGCCUGCCGCACUUGCAGGAGCCCAUCACGGAGCAGAACUUCGACAGCUACGUGAGCACCUUGACUGACAUGUACACCAACAAAGACCGCUUCCAGAGCCCUGAGAACAAGGCUCUACUGGAGAGUAUCAACAAAGCUGUGAAGGGCAUCAAAGUCUGAAACACAAAAGAAGAGUGAAAGCUGUCCUAAAAAAAAAAAAAGCAUGACAAGAGUCGCAGGGAUGUUGAAAUACAUAUAAUACAUGUAAUUCAAAAACAACAAAAAAAAGGGAAUUCAGGUUAUUUUAAUACACACAACCCAGGGAGCAAUCUGUCAGAAGAAAAAAGUGACGCGGACCAAAACCCCCCAUCAUGCUGCUUCUUGGGAUCAGUGAGGAUGUAUGAAGAAGAAAGAAGUGGAUAUAAAGACGACUAAGGCGCUUGGUAUGCUGUAUGUUUACUCAUGUCUCCUGUGUGUCCUGGGACGUGUUUGAGGACAAUGUCACUGUUGCCCGGAUGAUUUUUUUUUUUUCCUUUUUCACCUUAUUGGAGGAUGACACACUUGGACAAAAAAAAAGAGGAAGACGCUGAGCGUUAGUUCUGUAGCAUUCACUGUGGCUAGUGCGUGUGUGUGUUCACCAGCUCUUAACAACCCUGCGACCACACACACACACACGUACACACACACACACACACACACCCCAGCAAUAUGAAGCAUGCACUAAACGGAAUGUGUUUGCUUUGCAAAAGUCAACGGCGCAAUGUUUUUGUGUAAAAUGGCGAGCUCAUCCAGGACCAGCAGAGGGUUGUUGUGUUCAUCCCGAUUCCAUGUUUUUGAAAACGCAAGCGGAUAAACCUUUUUUUUUUUAAUUUGUUUAUUGACAGACAUGCACCUCGUCAUAGCGUGCACACUUGAGUUAGUCAUAUCAAUAGUAUUUAUAUCCACAUAGGAAUUGCACUUGCUUUCAAAGAAUAGUUUUGUGGUACAAUAAUUGUUAUAUAUGAAUUAUUUAAAUUUGUGAACAUUUCAAUUGUAACUUAUUGACAUUUAUGUUAUUGAGGUUUAUUUAUUUGAAACAAUUUAUUUAUUGACUUUGUAACACACACACACAAAAAUGCAUCUUUACUGAUUUAAUAUGGAAACAAUUCAUAUGUUGAGAUUCUAUAUUGUAUUUUCCUUUUUGAGUACUUUUUAAAACAAAUGUUUUAUAAAAAAAAAAAUUGGGGGAUAUUUUUUGCAAAUGCGCUUGUUUUUUUUUUUGUUUUUUUUGUGACUGGUACGGUUAAAAACUCACUACUGAAAAAAAAGUAAGAAAAUGUGUAUUUAUUAUUUAUUUAAUAUGAAAGAAAUUGACUGAUGGCUGUAUAUUUAUUUUGUUAUUUAUGUGCGUGAUGUGACGAUGAUGAGUCUGAGUAGUCUUAAAAGAUCCACUGCUAAUAUUUAAAUAAAGAAGAUCAGCACAGAUAUUGUUUUGAUUACUUAGGCCAAUAUGCAUAGUUCUACCAGCAGCUGAUUGGAAAGACUGAAAGCAAUCACUGUUGUGUUGCUACAUUUGUUCUUUGUAUUGUUUAAUCCAGCUCAUGUUUGCUCUGUGGCAGAAAAAAAAACCAAGGAAAUUCAACAAAAAAGUGACCUCCCCCAAGCAUAGUGUAGCAAACCUCUGUAAUGUAUUUCAUUUGUAUGUAUAUUUUUAUUUCCAGUCCAAUGAUACAUUUAUGGGGCUUAACUAUUCAGUUGGCUUUCAAACAAACACACACACACACACAUAUACAUGCAUGCAUACACAAACUGUAGGAUGGCUUCGUUUGACAAAAACACACACCCUUGUAGCCUUACUGUAGAAAUUUAAUUUUUUGAUGCACAAAGUGCCACUAAAAACAAAGGAAAAAAAAAACUCUCUUUAUUUCCUGAUUCUUGGCAUUUCUGCAAUGUUCCAAUGUCUGGUCCCGGGAAGACCACAGCAUCAAGAGAGUGGUGAUUGUUUCAGAUGCCUUUAUUUCUCUGCCAAGAUGGCCAUAAGUACACUAUAUAUUCAUUCUGUAUAAAUAGAUUUUAAAGAUACUAUAUAUAAGAAUAUAAACAUACAUAUAUUUUUCCAGUGUAAUUGUGGACUUGCUCUUCUAACUCCUUAUCAAAAGCAUCGCUAGUCUUAGAAGGGAUGCGAGGGCUGUUACCAAUCGGAGGCAGUUACACUAAGACCUGCUCAACUGUGGCUUUAAAACAGAAGGCAAGUAGGCAAAUGUUAAAUGCUACAUUCACUGUUUUAUUUCAUUUGUUUUGUCCUUAAUGCAGAAAUCCCAAUACAUCAAUCUGAGAUGCUUGGCUCUUUAUUUGUAAGUGUCAUGUGAGUAGAGUUAAAAAAGACUAAAAAAAUCUGAAAAAAAAUGAUGGCUCUGAAUAAUGUUCUGCACAUCGUGUUUGGCUACAUUGUGCAGUUAUAUUGUAUUGUUACUGCUCAACACCAGCUGGUCCUCUUCACUCAAUUAGGAGACUUUAAGUGUUAAAACCUGCCUUUUGAGUGGCUACUGUGGUGUCGAGUUUGAUCCCCGUGUGUAAUUCUAAUGUCCAAGGCAUGUUGUCUGUGUGCUUCUUAUGAAACUUCUUAUGUGCACUUUCUUUAAAAAACAUUGAAAAUGCCAGCAUAAGGAGAGUCCUCCUUGAUUUUGUGGCCUGUUCUGUCAAACAAAAGCCCCCCCUUCUAAAAAAAAAAACAAAAACAAUAAUAGAAAUACAGAUUGGCAGCUAACAGGUCAGCGGUCGGCUGAAUUGUGUGUGGGAGUUGGACAUUGAUUUGCCAGUCUACACAAUCUCUCUUGGAAGUGUUGCAUAAAUAUAUGUCCAUCACUCCAAAGAAUGUCAAAAAGCGUUUUUUGAGUACUCCUUCCAUGCCCCCCCUCCCCCCCUCCCCUUCUCCACGUCUUGUGUAACCUUUCCUCAGGAAAGCAUUUGGUUAACAAAGUAGCAUAUUCUCUCUCUCUUUCUUUCUCUUUUGAAAUGCACGACAACACCAUCCAAGACUGUGAAUAUUCUAACUUAUUUGAUAUGGCAUGACCCCUUUUAAACUGCUUGAUGAAAAUGUCUAGCGAGAUAUGUAAAUGAUUAUCACAGAGGCCGUAAAAGCGGAGCAUUUUCCAAAAAAAAUAUGUCAGAUGAGUUAGGAACGGUAGCCUAAGGGUGAUGCUUCUGUGCCCACACUGUGUUUUCUUAUUUACAUAAAAUGGCCAAGUGAUGGGAGUCAGGAGCUGCAUUAUUCUUAUUGUUGUAAAUGUGGGAAAAGUCAUUAAAAAAAAACAUUAAAUUAAAACGCAGUCGGGACCCAGCAUUUCCCAUAUGGAAUUUAUUUGACAUUAUUUGUGUCACUUUCAGGGAAAACCAGCCCGCACCAAAAUCCAGAAGAAAUAAAAGGGCACACGUUUGAAUCCCGGUUUGAUGUGUGUCAAUUUCCAUCAAGCUGACUAAAACCAAAAGACACCAAACCCCCCCGCAUCCCAACUCCAACGCUGUAGUUUCAAGCUGUGUGGUCUUAUAUCAUGUGUGCCUUUCUCAUGCCACUCAUUCAAAAAAAAAAAAAAAAAAAAAAAAAAAAAACAGAUGCUAUGUUUACACUGCUUCAAAAACAGUUUGGACUGGAGAGGAAGUACUACUAUAACAUGAGUUUGGGGAAAUAAAUAAGACUCUUUUUCUUAAAGAGAUACAAACAGGCAACAAAGAAACUGUGAUUUCAUUCAGUUGAUUCAGGUACCAAACUGCAUGGACAUUCUCUGUGAAGGGAAAGAAAAAAAAAAUAAAGAAAAAAAAUACCCCCCCUCCCCGCCCCCCUAGAUACUGCAUCAAUGUGCAGGGCAUUAUUUUGAAAGUCUCUGUACAUAUUUCUAUUAAGAGCAAACAGUGUUCUAGUUGUUGUAUUGAAAACUAUUUGAAAAUGGUUUUAAAAACAAAAGAAAAUGCAUCCACAGCCAAGGUUUGUCCUGCUAGCGCAUUUUUACAGAGAUGAGCUAUUUUUACUGCUGAUUUUCUAGGCAUUGAUAUUGAUAUCCUUUUAAAAUAAGUGCAAAACUUCCAAACUUACAAUCACUUCCACAAUGAUAGAUUGUAUGGUAUUUUUUGUUACUUUUGUAGAUGUGGUUGUUACUUUGCUACUGCACCAUUUUUGUAAAGCGGGACAGGCCUUGGCUGUGUGUCCUCGGGUCUUUUUUUUUUUUUUCUUUAUUGUCUCAACAAUAUGAUUGCCUUUUAUUUUUUAUUUUUUGGAAAGUAAGACGCUGUAGUUUGGCCGAAUUUGUGACUGUGUGUUUGUGUACUCGUGUACAUGUUCCCCUGUUCCUGUGUCAGUGUUCUAACCCAGAGAAGUGAUGUCAGUUAUUGUGGGCGUAUGAAUCCUUUCAAUGUUCUCUAUGAAACACGCAAAUAAAGUAUCAUAGACAAGGACUACUCCGUCCUAUCAGUGGUUUUUGAGUGCUUGUGUUGGUAUUUGAAGAAAGCAUAUGUUUUUUGGUCAUUUUGGACUUUUGUCAUUCGUUUUUUAGUUGCUACUUUCUCCAAAUUAGAUGAAACAUUAGACGACUUCUCGAGAAAAUGUCUGACUUUUCAUGCUGUAAUGUAGUAAACAACAUACGCAAAGGGAGGGGUAAUGUCCUGUGCUGGACAGAGACAAUGUUCGUCAGACUCACAUGCCCAAACACAAACGUUUUCAUGCGCAAGGACAUAUUAUAGGUUAAUCAUACAUGGAAGUGGACUUGUUUUGGAGACGAGGCC